GCGAACACGGAGCGAUGGUUCCGAAGAGAGAGAGAGAGAGAGAGAGAGAGAGGCAGGAUACUUAAGUAGACGAAGGAAUGUAUCUUGUUCACCCCUUCCCAGCCAGUCAUUCACUUUCACAAGUCGAUUCACCAUGGUCAAAGGCCAGGCAGAGUUUGACAAUGUGGCACCACUCGGUGCCCAACCAAACAUUGCAAGUGAGCAAGAGUUGUACAGUUCAGAAAAGGAAAAGUACAUGCCAGAGGACGACGUGAGUGCAGUCGGAAGAGAGGGAAGUGGCGUACAGCGCUGAUCUCUCGCUUGCUUGCUUGCCUGCCGUCCUCAACUCAGAUCCUCGUCACUUCUGCCAUUGAUGUCGAGGGAGAUGGUCACGAGGCUAAAGACCUCGGUAUGACCAAGGAAGAUCUGGAGGCGACUGAGAUCUUGUUGGAUCAAAUGACCUUGGAGCGAACUCAACAUAUCCUUACCCAGACACGAGCUCUCCACCAACAUGAUCAAAACUUCUCCUUUGACGUCCUCGAGCGUAUCAACCUCUUCCUCGAGAACCCCGAUAUCGCUGCUCGACCCGAUAAGCAUGCCGAUCUCAUCAGAGAGAUGAAGUUGGAGGCUAUCCUCGUCACUGAAAACUCGCCAUACUCUGAGGUCCGAGCUGUCGUGGACAACUUUGAUGAGCCUGAGCUGCCUGUGUUCACGUUCCGAACGUGGACAUUGGGUAUCGGAUAUGUCGUCAUUGGUUCAUUCAUUAAUCAGUUGUUCGAACUCCGACAACCUGCCAUUUACAUUACCUCCGAGGUGGCUCAAUUGCUUGCCUUCCCCGGUGGUAAACUUUUCGAACGAUUCCUGCCUGAUUGGGGUCUUACUGUCCGCGGUCAGCGAUACAGUAUGAACCCUGGACCUUUCAACCGAAAGGAGCACAUGUUGAUCACCAUCAUGGCGACUGUCGGAUACAACACACCUUACACGACCAACAUCAUCUUGUCCCAGUACCUCCCUCAAUACUUUAACCAACCUUACGCCAAGGAAUUCGCCUACCAGAUUCUCCUCGGUAUCGCCACAAACUUUUGUGGAUUCGGUCUAGCAGGUCUCGCCAGACGAUUCCUCGUCUAUCCUUCUUACUGCGUCUGGCCAGCUUCCCUCGUCACUAUCGCUCUGAAUCAGGCCUUCCACAAGAAAGAGGAUCAUUCCGUCUCUGGACCUCUUGGAAAGACUUACACUUGGUCUCGACUCAAAUUGUUCUCCGUCGCUUUCGGAGCCAUGUUUGUCUGGUUCUGGAUCGUAUCGUUCAUCUUCCCUGCCCUGAGCACAUUCAACUGGAUCAGCUGGAUCAACUCGACCAAUGUUCCGCUCAACUUGAUCACUGGAAGCAACAAUGGUCUCGGUCUUAACCCAUUCCCCACGUUUGACUUCAACAACUUGACUGCAUUCGGUUGGAACCCGCUCGUCAUUCCCAGUUUCAGUACCCUCAACAUUGGUGCCGGUAUGCUUUUAGGUUUCUUCAUCAUCAUCGUCAUGUACUGGACAAACGCAUACCACACUGCCUACCUGCCCAUCAACAGUAACAAAGUCUUUGACAAUACUGGCGCUCGUUUCGACGUUCAGCGUGUCAUCAAUGACAAGGGACUCUUUGACCGAGAAGCUUAUCAGACAUACUCUCAGCCCUGGAUGGCGGCUGGAAACAUUGUGGUCUACUGGUUCUUCUUUGCCCAGUACGCCGCCACUGUCUCUUACGCCUACCUUUUCCACCGACACGAAAUCAAGAUGGGCUUUAGGAGUCUUUACAAGAGUCUGAGGUUCAGGAGAGCUUCAGAUGAGAUCGAUGAAGAUGAUAUCACCACCAACGAUAUUCACAUGCGAUUGAUGAGAAAAUACAAAGAGGUUCCCGAAUGGUGGUUCCUCAUCAUCCUCCUGGUGGCUAUCGCUACUGGAGUCGCUGCGCUCGCACACUGGGACACUUACUCGUCGCCUGCCAUCCCUCUUUACGGUAUCGCCCUUGCUCUGCUCUUCGUCAUUCCCGUCGGUAUGAUCACUGCCAUCACCGGUCUUCAAGUCACCAUGAACGUUCUUGCCGAGUUGAUCGGAGGCUCUGUUGAGCCUGGUAACGCUCUUUCGAUGAACUUCUUCAAGGCUUUUGGAUACAUUACGACCGCUCAAGCCGUCUACUUCUCCAACGAUCUUAAAGUCGCUCAUUACCUCAAGAUUCCUCCCCGAUGCACUUUUGCGGCUCAGAUUAUCGCCGUGGCCGUUUCGACUUUUGUCUGCACCGGAGUCUUCAACUUCCAAAUGACUGGAAUCAAGAACGUCUGCACGUCUCAAGCCGCUUUCGACAUGACUUGUCCCGGUAUCAACACCUUCUUCACUGCUGCCGUGUUCUGGGGUACAUUUGGACCUCCCAAGCUUUUCGGUCCCGGUGGUCAAUACGUUGCCUUGUUGUCCGGUUUCCCCUUUGGAUUUGCCCUCCCCAUCGUCAUGUACUGGCUCCGAAAGAAGUUCCCCAACGUCCGAAUCUUCCGACAACUUCACCCGGUCAUGUUCCUUUACGGAGGAAUUCAAUGGGCUCCUUACAACUUGACCUAUAUGUGGCCUAGUAUCCCCAUCGCUUGUCUCUCUUGGCUUUACAUGAAGAAGCGACACCUUGCUUUCUGGUCCAAAUACAACUUUGUCCUUGCUGCCGCUUUCAGUUCCGGUAUCGCCAUAGCUGGAGUCAUCAUCUUCUUCUCGGUCCAAUUCCCCGAUAUUACCUACGAAUGGUGGGGUACGGACGUCUCGUACCAGGGUUGUGAAGGUACGGCUUGUGUCCUGAAGACCGAGUUACCGGCAAAGGGAUACUUUGGACCUGAUCCCGGCAGCUUGCCUUUCUGAGCAAGACCCAAAAAGAAGGAGAAUUUAGGGGCGUAAUCUGUUGGAAUGGAACGUUGUGAAUGCCCUUUUGUCUAUAUAGUUGUUGAAUGAAUUGAGAAUGGUAGACACGAUGAACACGGGGGCUUGUGUAUGCAUGCAU
Molecule: messenger RNA, 2998 nt
Organism: Kockovaella imperatae
Lineage: Eukaryota; Fungi; Basidiomycota; Tremellomycetes; Tremellales; Cuniculitremaceae
Product: OPT oligopeptide transporter protein-domain-containing protein
Exons: 13
Coding region: 391-2859 (822 amino acids)
Biological process (GO): transmembrane transport
Molecular function (GO): oligopeptide transmembrane transporter activity
Source: RefSeq, a predicted model, not a curated record